Aspergillus nidulans FGSC A4 is the source of this 939-nucleotide messenger RNA. RefSeq names its product protein areB. The record is from RefSeq and is a predicted model, not a curated record. Lineage: Eukaryota; Fungi; Ascomycota; Eurotiomycetes; Eurotiales; Aspergillaceae. Gene Ontology annotation, molecular function: sequence-specific DNA binding; DNA-binding transcription factor activity; zinc ion binding. Gene Ontology annotation, biological process: regulation of transcription by RNA polymerase II; regulation of DNA-templated transcription. Gene Ontology annotation, cellular component: nucleus. The coding region runs from base 1 to 939 and encodes 312 amino acids. The transcript has 2 exons.
AUGGCGAGUAUUUUGGCUGAUCAAAAACGCCCUCAAUUACAGCCCAUAUGCCAGAAUUGCGGCACCUCCAAGACUCCCUUAUGGCGUAGGGACGAACUCGGCUCGGUGCUUUGCAAUGCUUGCGGUUUGUUCCUAAAGCUCCAUGGCAGACCGCGGCCCAUCAGCCUCAAAACAGAUGUGAUUAAGAGCCGCAAUCGAGUCAAAACUGCAGGCCAGGGACCAAAGCGCAAAUCCGGUAGCGCAGUCGACGGAAAUGGGCUUUCCUCUUCGAGAUCGGAAGCUGGCACCCCUCCUCUGGGGGUUUCGCAGGGAUAUCGUCGCGCGUCGCGUAAGAUGUCACCCGGACAUUCAGACCGAUCCAAUUCCCCAGUGCCUCCGACCGAUGCUCACGGACUUUCCGCCUUGCACCAGCCGCUCGCGCAGCCUCAUCACAAUUCCAACAUUGCGCCGCAGCAUUUGUUCGACAGUGUAACGGCCGGAGACCACACGAGUCAACUUCCUUCCGUCCAGCUUCGUCAGCCUUCCCCCACGUCUACGACCGCGCCGGUAGACCGCCAUCAUGAGCCUCCGCAGACAUACGAGGACCUCCUGGCGGCCAACACGUCCUUGAAGACUCGUGUCAGCGAGUUAGACCUCAUCAAUGGGCUCUUUAGGGGUCGCGUCGCGGAACUUGAGCAAAGCGACGCAACCGCGCGACGGUCCGAGAUGAUUCUUCGCGACUCAGAGGUGCGUCUGCGGCGUUCCCUCGAUGACGCUCAGCGAAGGGAAGAGGAGCUCAAGCGGCGUAUAGCCGAGCUGGAGCGCCAGCUUGCCGAACGGACUAAUGGUGCGAAUACGUCGCAGGAAAACCCUCUUGAGCCGCUAGCCAAGAGAAUGAAACUUUCCGACGUGGUGGAACAUGAUUCGAACUCACCAGCCAAAUCGCCUAAGAGUAUCUAG